AUGGCAUGCGGAGAUCAGCUAAAACAAUGGGUGAAGGGGAACGUUUCAGCGUGUCCAAGCUCCAUGUUUAUUUUUGAUGAGAUGGACAAAAUGCCAACAGACCUGAUCGACAGCAUCAAGCCAUACCUGGACUACCAUGGGACUAUUGAUGGGGUUUCAUAUGGUCAGGCCAUCUUCAUUUUCCUCAGCAAUUCAGGGGGGACGGAGAUUUCCAAGGUGGCCUUGGACUUCUGGAAGAAAGGUCAGAACAGAGAGGAGAUCAAUCUGAUGGAUUUGGAGAAGGAUCUUACUCUCUCAGUCUUCAACAACGAAAAGAGUGGUUUCUGGCGGUCUAGUCUGAUUAGUGAGAAACUGGUGGGCUUCUAUGUGCCUUUCCUGCCUCUGGAGUACAAGCAUCUGGUUGAGUGUGGACUUGCAGAGAUGAAGGCCAGAGGCAUGAGGCCAGACAAGGAUGUGGUGGAGAGAAUGGCCAAAGACUAUUCCUUCUUCCCAGUCGAAGAGCGCAUCUUUUCUACUCAGGGCUGCAAGAUGGUCUCCAAGCGAUUGGAUUUUUAUUUGUAACACUUCUGGGAGGAGUUAAUUCUAACCACUUGUUCACAUUAACUACAAAUGACAGAGGCAAAGCGACUACCUGUAGCUGCCAUCCAUUUUUAAACUCCAGAGUCAGCGUUUUACAAGGGUAUGCAUAGUGUGUUUCUGUGGUCUCACCCCAUGGAAAUGUAAGAAUAUCGCCAGUGUUUUGGUAACAAUAUUGGCAAAAAGUGGCAUUUAGAAUAUUAGUAUGCUUUGUUCCACAAUAACAGGGCUAUUGAUGGUGUUUGUAUGGUUAUUGCAUACCUUCUUGGUAGGUAUAUAGUCUUGUAGUUUUAGACGAAAACUUCAGAAAUGUUCUUAAAAAAUAAUCAAAACAAUUUAGCCAAAGAAAGCUGUAUUUUGUAAAAAAAAAUCUUAUGAUGAUAUAUCCAGACAAACUGGG
This is a messenger RNA of Sardina pilchardus (European sardine), 976 nucleotides long. Its product is annotated as torsin-1A-like. Gene Ontology annotation, cellular component: endoplasmic reticulum lumen; nuclear envelope. Gene Ontology annotation, molecular function: ATP binding; ATP hydrolysis activity; kinesin binding. The coding region runs from base 1 to 561 and encodes 186 amino acids. Gene Ontology annotation, biological process: protein localization to nucleus; nuclear membrane organization. Lineage: Eukaryota; Metazoa; Chordata; Actinopteri; Clupeiformes; Clupeidae. The record is from RefSeq and is a predicted model, not a curated record. The transcript is spliced from 4 exons.